Messenger RNA from Aspergillus glaucus CBS 516.65, 324 nucleotides. RefSeq lists its product as uncharacterized. The transcript has a single exon. Lineage: Eukaryota; Fungi; Ascomycota; Eurotiomycetes; Eurotiales; Aspergillaceae. The record is from RefSeq and is a predicted model, not a curated record. The coding region runs from base 1 to 324 and encodes 107 amino acids.
AUGUCAACCUACCCCUACUAUCCCCCAGGCGUCUCGGUCGCCAACUACACCCUCAACACCAGGUCCACACCAGGCCUAAUCACCAUCUUCGUCCUCACCUGCACCGCCAUCCUCACCACAACCCACGCCUUAGUCAAAAGAUCCCACCCCCAAAUCCCCACCCCCGACCUAGCCACAGCCCAAUGGUUCGUCCUCUGCGGCUGCAUCCACCUCAUCCUGGAAGGCUACUACGCCACCAACGGACUAGGAGACGGUCUUGGUGGAUUGCAAGACAAUGUAUUCGAGAGCGACGGGUGUGACAUAUACGCAAGUGGACAAACAUAA